Molecule: messenger RNA, 1761 nt
Organism: Pediculus humanus corporis (human body louse)
Lineage: Eukaryota; Metazoa; Arthropoda; Insecta; Psocodea; Pediculidae
Product: Esterase FE4 precursor, putative
Exons: 11
Coding region: 1-1761 (586 amino acids)
Source: RefSeq, a predicted model, not a curated record
AUGCAUCUUCAAUUUUUAAAAUUUUUAUUUUUAUUUCAAUUUAUUUAUUUAUUAAAUUAUUGUUUUACCGUUGAAUCUAAAGAGAAUAAAUUUGUAACGGUUAAUGUACCGACUUUGGGUAAAAUAAAAGGAAAAGUUGGAAAAUCAUUUUUCACUCAUAGGCCUAUAUAUCAUUUUUUGGGAAUCAGUUAUGCUAAAUCACCAUCGAAAACUAAAAGAUUUCAGCCUCCUGAAAAAUAUGAACCUUGGAAAGAUAGUAUUUACGAUGCAACUAAAAUGCGACAAAAUUGUCCACAAGCUCCAUCUUCUUUUUAUCCUCCAUUGGAUCCAGACGAGUUAGAUGUGAAGGAAGAUGUUGAAGAUUGUUUGGUCGUUAACGUUUUCACUCCCAAGAUAACACCGCCGGACGGUCCUUUGUUUCCGGUUAUGUAUUACAUUCACGGAGGAUCCUUUUACGCUGGAUCCGCUUAUGAUUUUUUACCUGAUUUUCUUCUAGAAAAAAAUAUUGUUUUAGUUGUUGUACAAUACCGUCUCGGAAUUUUAGGUUUUCUUUCGCUCGAAGUCGACGAAAUACCCGGAAAUGCCGGAAUGUUAGAUAUAAUAUUAGGAUUAAAUUGGGUUAAAGAAAAUAUAAAAUAUUUUAAUGGUAACGCAUCUGACGUAACCGUUGUUGGACAAAGUGCUGGAGCAGCAGCAGCAAGUUCUCUUCUUGUAUCACCCCUGUGGUUCUGCAUUGAGUUUAUGGGCAGUGGACGAAAAUCCAUCAAAAUCUGCUAUGAUUAUGGCAAAAAUCUUAAAUGUAAAAGUGAUGAAAUAUCGGAGGUUAUUAAAUGUUUUUACGAUGCUAAAGUUGAUGAUUUGAUAAGUGCUCACACUCAACUUGAAACCAAAGACAUGGCUAGGUGUGGUACAAGUUUAGUCGUACAAAAAGCAGGUACUAAAAAAUAUUUAGAAGAACAUCCAAGGGUAUCAUUUAGUAAAGGAAAAUUUCUUAAAAUUCCAAUAAUGGGAGGAAUAACAAGAGAAGAAGGUUCUGCUUUCGUUGCCGGUUUUUAUUACGGGUAUAAUUUAAACAAAAUAAAUGAUACGAAUUAUUACAAUGGAAACGUUACGAGAGACAUUCUUUAUUUUUGCGGAGGUUUUCGAGAGAAUCUUGGAAUUAUGGCCGAUUACUUACAUAAUAUUUAUUUUACCGAUAAAAAAAAAUCAUUUAAAGAAGUUAUGCCUGGUUUAGUAGACAUAUGCGGAGUCUGGCUUUUAAAAGCAUCAACAUUUGAAAAUUUAAGGUAUCUUUCCAAUCACGUUCCAACCUAUGCUUAUUCGUUUAAUUUUUAUGGAAACGUAUCAAAGCUACGUAUUUCGGAUCCUUCUUGGAUUAAUUCCGAUCCUCUUCCUGCAGGUGUUGCACAUUCUGACGAGCUUGGCUACUUAUUUCCCUUAUAUAAAUUCAAUUAUACCUCAAGAGAAUUAAAAAUGGCUCGAACAAUGUCAACUUUAUGGACAAAUUUUAUAACGACCGGGGCUCCAAGUGAUUCAAAUAAAAAAUGGCCACCAAUAACAGAACAAUAUGGACCAUAUUUACGAAUAUCUGAUAAAAAUACAAUUCGUAAAAAUAUAUUUGAUGAAUAUAUGAUUACUUCGAAAGAAGGUUUUUUGGAAAAUUCAACAAGAGGUUCUUUAAAUAAUUACACAAAAUGGCUUCCAUAUAUUUUUUACUUUUAUUAUUUAAAACAAAAUAAACUAGGAGCAAAUAAAAAAUAA